AGAGAGAGAGUGAGAUCUUAACCGAGCCGCCUAUGAUAAGAUUGGAUCCCACUCCGCAGUAGAAUUUCUUCACUGUCCCACCGAUUUGUAUGCGUAUAUAUAUAACACCCCUUUCCACUUCGUUGCAAUCUCUUUCAUCUCUACUUUCUAGCUGGAUUUUUUCUUGCUCCAAUUUCUGUAAUGUGAUCCUGUGAAAUCAAGGUAUGAAGAAGGGUUUUGGGAAGCGACAAAUGAACAUUGGGUUGUGAGAAAUUCAUGAAAACUUGCCCCAGAAUUUAGCUGAAAGUGAGGGCUCUCUUGUUUCUACCAAAGUUUGCAUCUUUCUAGGUGGUAAGUAAGAUGUCGAGGCCGCUUCACCGGGGUGUUUUGAGUGGCGGUGGGCGAUUCUCAGGGAAUAGUAAUGAUUAUUGGGAUGAUUCUCAGAAGAAAGACAAGUUGGAGAAGGAAGAUUUGAAUCGGAAUCAGCCGAAUGGAGCUGAUGCCACACAUUUAUCUUUGAAGAACCCUUUUCGGUUUCUUUUCACAAAGUCGCCUCACAGUUUGGGUGACCACGGUUUUGUAUCAGACCCCUUCAGUCCGGGGGUGGUUAGGAGUUCGCAGAAAGUGAUACUCUCCCUUCUCAAAUUCAGUUUAGUAGUCAUUGUGAUUCUUGCUCUUACCGGUUCAUACUGGUGGUCGCUCUCUAUAGCCUCAACGUCGAGAGGGCAAGUGUUCCAUGGAUAUAGGCGACUUCAGGAGCAGCUUGUCUCUGAUAUGUAUGAAAUUGGGGAGAUUUCUCUUAGUUCAUCAAGGUUUAGGGAGUUAGAGUACUGUUCUCAGGAGUCGGAGAAUUAUGUUCCGUGCUUCAAUGUUUUGGAGAAUCUUGCUUUGGGAUUUUCUGGUGGCGAAGAAUAUGACCGCCAUUGUGUGCAUGGGUCGAAGCAGAACUGCUUGGUUCUUCCACCUGUGAACUAUAGGAUUCCUUUAAGGUGGCCUGCUGGAAAAGAUAUAAUCUGGUUCGCGAAUGUUAAUAUUACAGCGCAGGAGGUCCUGUCUUCUGGUAGUUUGACUAAGAGGAUGAUGAUGUUGGACGAAGACCAGAUUUCAUUUCGUUCGGUGUCUUCCACCUUUGAUGUUGAAGAUUAUUCUCAUCAAAUUGCAGAAAUUAUUGGGCUGAGAAACGAGUCCUCGUUUAUACAAGCCGGAGUUAGAACCAUCCUGGACAUAGAAUGUGGUUAUGGUAGUCUUGGGGCACGUUUAUCUUCAUACCAACUACUAACCAUGUGUUUAGCAAACUAUGAGGCGUCAGGCAGUCAAGUCCAGCUAACCCUGGAAAGGGGUCUCCCGGCAAUGAUUGGUUCAUUUACAUCGAAGCAGCUCCCAUAUCCGGCUAUAUCGUUUGACAUGAUUCAUUGUGCUAGAUGUCGAGUUGAUUGGGACACAAAAGAUGGCGUAUAUUUGCUUGAAGUUGAUCGGUUGUUGCGACCCGGUGGAUAUUUUGUGUGGACUGAUCCCAUAAUAAACUCUCAGCGUUCCUUGCGCAACAAAGCCAGCCUGAAAAAAUGGGAUACGGUGCGUUUGGCAGCAGAAAAUCUCUGCUGGGAUAUGCUCCCACAGCAAGACGAAACUGUCGUGUGGAAGAAGACUAGUAAGAAGAUUUGUUAUUCCAAAAGGAAAAGUGGUUCAUUUUCUCUCUGUAGCAAGGGCCAUGAUAUCGAGACCCCAUAUUAUCGACCGCUCCCAUCAUGCAUUGGAGGGACUCAAAACCGCCGCUGGCUUCCUAUUGAAGAAAGGAGAAAAUGGCCUUCACAGGCAGCAUUGACCUCAGCUGAACUCGGACGUUAUGGCUAUACCACGGAAGAGUUUGCAGAGGAUUCUGUAAAUUGGAAAUCCACUGUCCAAGAUUUUUGGUCUCUCCUUUCACCGCUCAUAUUCUCAGACCAUCCAAAGAGGCCUGGCGACGAAGAUCCUUCUCCGCCUUAUAACAUGCUGAGAAAUGUGCUGGACAUGAAUGCUCAUUUGGGAGGUUUCAACGCUGCCUUAUUAGAGACUAAGAAAUCGGUCUGGGUUAUGAACGUUGUCCCUACAAGUGGUCGUAACAGCCUCCCUUUAAUUGUUGACCGGGGCUUUACCGGCUUGCUGCAUAACUGGUGUGAACCGUUUCCAUCGUAUCCAAGGACGUAUGAUCUAGUUCACGCGGAAGGACUUCUCUCUCUUGAAUUUUCCGAGCAACCAAAAUGCCAAAUGAUCGAUAUAUUUUCUGAGAUAGAUCGUUUACUUCGUCCAGAGGGAUGGUUGAUUCUGAGGGACUCCACUCCUCUCAUUGAGUUUGCAAGAUCUCUGACAACGCAUCUGAAAUGGGAUGCACGAGUCGUGGAGAUCGAGAGCAACAGCAACGAGAGGCUCCUAAUCUGCCAGAAGCCGUUCCUCAAGAGACAAGCGAGCUGAUUUUCUGGGGAAUAAGCGGGUAUUCUACAUAUGAUAGACGAUUAUAUUCACAUUCAUUUCUUUACUGCAUCUACCUUCCUUCUUCAAGAUUCCAUUGAAAUGGUGAAAAGAAAGUUUACAAUUGAAGAGAAGGGGUCGAUAUCACGGUGCAGAAACUGCAAGAUCGCGUUAUUUUUGACAGCUCUUAUGGAGCCGCAAGGCGUCUGUAAGACCGUGUAACUAGAGAUCGAAAACGAAGGGCAAUGUGGGAGAGAUAGAGAAAUUGUUACUCUUUUGAUGCCUCUGUUUAGGGACAAUUUCAUACAUAUAUAUACUCAAAACUGUGAUGGAUGAAACAUACAAUAAGCAAAAAUUGGUUUACUUGUGUAUACAUAUUCUUUUUAACUUCUCUA
Salvia hispanica is the source of this 2819-nucleotide messenger RNA. RefSeq names its product S-adenosyl-L-methionine-dependent methyltransferases superfamily protein (gene TSD2). Lineage: Eukaryota; Viridiplantae; Streptophyta; Magnoliopsida; Lamiales; Lamiaceae. Gene Ontology annotation, cellular component: cytoplasm. Gene Ontology annotation, molecular function: methyltransferase activity. The record is from RefSeq and is a predicted model, not a curated record.